Messenger RNA from Trichosporon asahii var. asahii CBS 2479, 1854 nucleotides. RefSeq lists its product as uncharacterized. NCBI's taxonomy places the organism in Eukaryota, Fungi, Basidiomycota, Tremellomycetes, Trichosporonales, Trichosporonaceae. The transcript is spliced from 5 exons. Bases 1 to 1854 code for a protein of 617 amino acids. The record is from RefSeq and is a predicted model, not a curated record.
AUGGGCUCCGGCGGAAAGCCCGCAAGGGCAUCGGGCUCCAAAUCGGCCCAGCCCUCGCCGUCGUCGGCCACCGCUGGCCCUGGGCCUUCAACCCUCGCCGCCAGCAACGAGGGUUCACCGACCCCGGCUCCGUCUUCCUCCAAGUCGCGAACGCGUACGACACGACGUAAGACAGAUCUUGCCAACAAGAACCCCGGUGCCUCGACUCCCCCGGUCAAGCAACUCGACGAGGACGAGGCGCAGGAGGAAGACGAGGAAACGCGUAAACGCCGCGAGGCACGCCGCGCAGAGCUCUCCAGUCUCGCGCUCGUCGUCGUCCAGCAGCCGGAACGCGCACGCUUGUGCUCGUUCAAGGAAGAAAACGAAACCAACGAUCGACGCCCCGUCGACCCGCCGCCCGUGAUUGAGCUCACCUCGGACGGCGAUUUUCCCAACCUCCUCGACUCUACAUCAUUCUUCAUCCGCGCUUCCCUCGUUGCCGCCGAGCAAAGCCCCGACCCGAAGACCGGUGAGAAUGUCUAUCCGACCGUCAAGACGCCGACGGGCGCGAACGCAACGGCCGGCGAAGUGAUCCAGACCCCUGAGCGGCUACGCCAUCUCGAUGGCAAGCCAGGAGCGCUGUGCAUCUUCGCCAAACUGUCCGUUCGAUUACCUGGAGUGUUCCGCCUAAAGUUCACCCUGUACGAGACGGCCCAGGACGGUAUCAUUGAGAUCACGCAUACGAUAUCUGAGCUAUUCGAGGUGUUUUCUCCGAAGCUGUUCAAGGGCAUGCACGAGUCGACUGCCCUUACCCGGCAUCUGGCGACGCAGGGCCUGAAGGUCAAGCUGCGCACUGAGGCGUCUGGACACAAAGGCUCGAACCGGCGGCGUGCCGCGAGACAGCAGCAAGAGCAACGUACUGCAAGCCCGAGCUUGCGUACGACGCCACUGCAACAAGCUCCACCCCCACACCUACGUUACGCCGUCUCGCUGCCUCCGUCCAUCGGCCCAUCGUCUGCGCCCCCGUAUCCGCCACCACACGGCAGAUCGCUGAUCUGGCCCGGAAGGCCGGGGCCCUACGACUACGACGCGCGGGAGUACGAGCACAUUCGCAAGAUGCGGCGCACGAGCCACGAGGGCCGCGGUGAGCCCCGCGACCCACGAGAGCGAGACCCGCGCGAUCCGCGCGAUAUGAGAGAUCCCAGGGACUACCGGUACCGCGAGCGUGACGAUGGGAUGUUUGCAUUGACGGACAUCAGCUCCCGGCUCGACUUUUCGCUCUCGUCGCCAUCGUCCGACCUGUCGGCGUUUUCGCUGUCUCACUCGGGACGCCCGGUGACCGCGCCUGGGAUGUAUCGUCGGGAAUGGGAGCCACGGCGCGAGUUCGCCCCAGGCGACGAUGGCUUCCCUCCCAUGCCUGGGCCGGCGCACGGCGGGCCGCCUCACUCGAGCGGCGGCCCUCCUCCCCACGGACACUAUGCCCAUCCUCCGCCGCCGCCGCCAUCGUCGCAUUCUGGACGACCGCUGUCGAGCCACGGCCGCCCUAUGUCGGGGCAUGGUCGCCCGCCAUCGAGCCAUGGUCGCCCCGCCCCUCCGCCUCCGGCAGACUUUGCUCUGCCAAGGCUUCCCCGCAUUGUGCCAGACCACCACGACCCCUACGACCACCAUCACCACCGCCCGCACUCGCCUCAUGCUCCGCACGCCCACGCUCCGCACGCACACAUGCCCCCAACGCCCCACCCGCACUACCCACCCGCACCAUACCCAUGGCCACCCCCACCACCCGCAUCCGCACGGUAUGACGUCCAGCCCGCCUCCGACCCUCCCGCCAAUCCGCCCCCGCUCGCCCUACAGGCCGUACGAGUACGACCGUGA